AUGGAUCGAAUUAAUUUUGUUUUGCAAAGGAACAUUCAUUCACAUUUGCGUUGGCUAAUUUGUGGUUUAAUUUUUUGUUGUUGUAGUAUGGGUAUUUCUUUGUGGCCGGUGAUUUAUUUAAAUAAAGGAGUAAGUCUUGAUUUUUAUUUGUGGGUUGGAAUUCCGAUUGCCGACGUUUUUUCCUUCCGCUUUUCAAAAAAAUUUUUGAUUUCCGAAUUCCGACUUUUGAGCCAGUUCCUAGUUCCGGCUCCCGAUUUCCGACACCUCGGACUGUUCCUACCCACCUCUGGUAUAUAGCAGGAAUUUCUGUUGGGGGAUCUUUGGCAAAGCUAAAAAUUAAAUUGGGGCAAGAAACUUUUAUCUGUUUUGAAGUCACGUAGAGAUUUUCCGAUUUUUGGUGGAUCCUCGUCUCAAUCUGUAAGG
Messenger RNA from Meloidogyne enterolobii, 423 nucleotides. The record is from the annotation of a GenBank genome assembly. NCBI's taxonomy places the organism in Eukaryota, Metazoa, Nematoda, Chromadorea, Rhabditida, Meloidogynidae.